AUGGACCCCGGAAAACUUUGUAUACCCUUUUUUUUUUUUUCGCGCGCUGAUCAAGUUCUCUUUUUUCUUGUUUUAAUUUUCAUACCUUGUUUAUUAUCCUUUCUUUCUUUCUUUCUUUCUUUCUUGUUUUUCCCUUUUUAUAAGUAUGGCCGUCUUUUUUACAGGCUAUUUUAUACGUUCUUACGCGUUUUUCUUCUCUAUCACAUUUCACCUUUUCCUUUCUAUUUUUGCAUUCAUGCAUUCAUUGCUUUAUUUCGUCUUUCUUUUUUCUUUGUAAUUUUCUUAAUAUGUUCCUUCUUUCUUUCUCUUUUUCUUUCUUUCUUUCUUUCUUUCAUUCAUUCUUUCUCUGUUUUCCUUAUUUCUUUGAUUAUAUCUUUCUUCAUUACCUUACCAUUUUUUUAUUUUGUAUUUCUUUCUUCCAUUAAUUUUCUUUCUAUUUCUUUCUUUCUUUCUUUCUUUCUCUUUUUUUCUUUCUUUCUCUUUUUUUCUUUCUCUUUCAUUCAACGAACAAAUUUUUAUUACACUCUUUCUCUCUUCAGUCUAUCUUUUGGUAAUUGUAUUUCUCGCACCUACUUUUGUCGUACUAUCUAUCUAUCUAUCUAUCUAUCUAUCUAUCUCUAUCAUCUAUCUAUCUAUCCCGUUCUUUUUAGUAUCUAUUAUCAUCUAUCUAUCUAUCUAUUUAUCUAUCUAUCUCUAUCUCAGUCUGUUCAUUAUCUAUCAUUUAUCUAUCUAUCUAUCUAUCUAUCUUAUCUAUCUAUCUAUCUAUCUAUCCCAUCUAUUCAUUAUCUAUCUAUCUAUCUCAUCUAUCAUUAUCUAUCUAUCUAUCUAUUCAUCUAUCUAUCUAUCUAUCUAUCCCAGUCUGUUCAUUAUCUAUCUAUCUAUCUAUCUAUCUAUCUAUCUAUCUAUCUAUCUAUCUAUCUCAGGCUGUUCACUAUCUAUCUAUCUAUUUAUCUAUCUAUCUAUUUAUCUAAAGGCCACCACCCCGUUCUCCACCUCCCCCACCCACAUUGUCGAUACCUCCAAUUCCGCCUCCGCCCGCUUAUUGAUGACGACGGCUGUGGCGGCCGAUCAGGCGAAGUGACGAUCAGUUUCUUUGCGGCAGCCCUCGCCGGCAGAACGGACUUCUGCAUCUCCCCAUUCACGGUUUUUUCCCCCCCUGUCUUUCAAGUUCUGUCGCUCCCACCAGCCUGCACCGCAGUCGUCAGAGAUCUCUUUCGACUUUGCCGUCUAUUUCACUAUAUUUUCCUUUCUCUCUCUGUCUCUCUCCCUCCGUCUCUUUCUUUGUCUGUCGGUCUCUCUCUCUGUCUCUCUAACACAUUUCUCUCUCUUUACAUUCUUUCCAUCUUCUUCUUUUACUCUAAGAAACAUCGCAUGAAUAUUUCUAUUUAUGCAUCUAUCUGUAUUAGUCUUUUCAUCUAUCUAUCUAUCUAUCUGCCUAUCUAA
Molecule: messenger RNA, 1443 nt
Organism: Acanthosepion pharaonis
Lineage: Eukaryota; Metazoa; Mollusca; Cephalopoda; Sepiida; Sepiidae
Source: the annotation of a GenBank genome assembly